Messenger RNA from Penicillium brasilianum, 1962 nucleotides. Lineage: Eukaryota; Fungi; Ascomycota; Eurotiomycetes; Eurotiales; Aspergillaceae. The record is from the annotation of a GenBank genome assembly.
GCCACUGGAAGGAGGGUGGCCCCGCUGCUGACUGCCUCUCAUCCCUGGCCCUCCCCCCCCCCUUCUCCGUCUGACCACGCUGGCCUCUACUUAAACAAGCCACUCUCCCGCAUCCAGUCCACCCUCCUCAGCCCAACCCCAGAAGAACAUCUGUCCUCUACCUUCGCUGAGUCAUUCUCUCCUCUUGUCUCGAUCCAUUUCCAGAGGCGGAUUGACGGUGCCCGACCGUGAUGACAGCGUGGCCUUGAACCAGGCAACAGAGAAGCAUACAUCCUCUUCACCUCAACGCCCGCUCUCUACACCAUCAUCACUUGACGGCACCGGCUAUCUGCUUGAUAUUAACACAUCAUAUUCUAUUAUAUCCUCCCAAACACACAUACACACAUCAUGGCAGAGACGACGUCACUCCGUGACUUGGAGUCUAUUUCACCAUCCCCGGAACCCGAGAUGCCUUUGACUGUUUCUCCUUCAGAUACGUCAUUGGAAUCCCCGGGCCCGGUGGACGAGGACAUGAAGGAUGACGAGAAGAAGCCCGCGAAGAAGAGAAAGUCCUGGGGUCAGGAACUACCAGUACCCAAGACCAACCUUCCUCCAAGGAAACGAGCCAAGACCGAAGAUGAAAAAGAGCAGCGCCGUAUUGAGCGUGUUCUUCGGAAUCGUGCGGCCGCUCAAACGUCCCGCGAGCGUAAGCGCCUAGAGAUGGAGAAGCUGGAAACCGAGAAGAUCCGCAUGGAGCAACAAAAUCAGUUCCUCCUGCAGCGCCUCUCGCAGAUGGAAGCCGAGAACAACCGCCUGUCCCAACAGGUCGCUCAGCUCUCUGCCGAGGUGCGCGGCUCUCGUAGCAGCACUCCCGUCAAGGCCGGCUCUCCGGUUCCCAACUCCGCCACGACCACCACCUCCCCUACUCUCACCCCUACCCUCUUCAAACAAGAAGGCGAAGAGCUCCAAAUGGAGCGUAUUCCUUUCCCGACCCCUUCCACCAUCACCCUCGACUACUCCCCAACCCUCAAGCCCUCCACUCUGGCUGAGGCCACCACCGACGUGACACAACAUCCUGCCGCGAUGUUGUGCCCAUCAGACCUGCAGUGUCCGUCGGCGGCCUCGAAGGAGCAGGCGCUCUCCCCCUCUUCGACCUCGAGCUUCCAGCUCACUCUAGCAACGACGUUGCAGCUCCUCUUUCUGACGAUGACUUCCGUCGCCUCUUCCACAGUGACAUCCCCACUACUCCGCAUCCUUCAUUCCCUGAAGACGGGUUCGCCUUUGGCACUCUCGACGGCGGAGAUCUAUCAGCAUUUCCCUUUGAUUCAUUGGUUGAUUUCGACCCCGAGUCUGUCGCCCUCGACGGCGACCGGCCCGUCCUUUCGGAUGAGACUGCUCACCCGACUGCUAGCAUGCAGCCCAGCCUUGGCGCGUCCACUUCGCGAUGCGACGGGCAAAGCAUUGCAGCUAGCGGUUAGGGAGCAGAUGAUCAGCCCGCGAGAGACGGUGUCGGCCACGUCCGAGGGUCGGCAGAAUUGGAUGUCCUUGUUGACCAUGGCCUGGGCAAUCGAUAGUAUCACCAGCCAGUCGCGACGACGCGGGCGAACCACUGGAGCAGUUUCAUCAUUAUCAUUAUCAUCACUGUCGACCGUGAAGGGGGCCGGGAUUGGCAAAAUGCAAUCUCGGGUCUCUUCAUUUGAGCGACGACGCAGUUACGGAAAGAUGGGUCAAACUCAUCAACAACAUCAACGGAGUACACGGAGUUCCUGGAGUUCUUCAACUGACAUGGGCGAGACAAAGUCGUCGGUGCUUUUGGGUAAGCAACUAUGAAACAUAGUUUGCUGGUUAGGGGGGAUUCUUCACGGGAGAACCUUGGGGAUAAGGAAUCCUCUUAUUUUGGCUGUAUACUAUCACCUUUUUUUUAUUCCAUCAUCCAGCUUCAAAAGAAAUUGACUGGCUCAGCUGUAAAGCAAUCAUGACAUG